Cryptococcus deneoformans JEC21 is the source of this 1258-nucleotide messenger RNA. RefSeq lists its product as hypothetical. Lineage: Eukaryota; Fungi; Basidiomycota; Tremellomycetes; Tremellales; Cryptococcaceae. Gene Ontology annotation, biological process: cell redox homeostasis; hydrogen peroxide catabolic process; cellular response to oxidative stress. The record is from RefSeq and is a predicted model, not a curated record. Gene Ontology annotation, molecular function: thioredoxin peroxidase activity. Bases 88 to 762 code for a protein of 224 amino acids. The transcript is spliced from 6 exons. Gene Ontology annotation, cellular component: cytoplasm; peroxisome; mitochondrion.
CUUCAUCGGAUCUCACAUUCUACGCUGUUAGAUCAACAUAUCACAACGGCUUACUGUACACCUAUACAACCCUUGAAAACGACAACCAUGUCACUCAGAAUCGCAACCACCACAGCCAGGGCUAUCCCAGCAAGGGCCGUAGCCACACGAUCAAUCAUGACUCUCAGGAGAGUCGCCGUCCCACAGGCCUCUCCUAAAGGCUACAGGCAAUCAUCCAUCCUCCAAGACACAGCCAAAACAGCCCAUUCGGCCUUUGCCAACCUCGCUUCCGCCGCGCCUAUCAAAAAGGGGGAUAAGAUGCCGGACGUAGAGAUCAAGAUUGAUGGCCCUGAGGGGAAAGUGAACUUGGGCAAGGAAAAGGGGAAAAAUGUGGUCGUUUUAGUUCCUGGAGCAUUCUCGGGCGUCUGCUCAAACCAAGUCCCGCCUUACAUUACCUCUUUCUCCGAUUUCAAAGCCAAAGGGAUCAACAAUGUCUACGUCGUAGCAGUGAAUGAUAUCUUUGUGGUGAACGCUUGGAAAGACAAGAUGAUUGGGGAGUUUAGCUCCAAAGAGGGGGAGGGAGUCAAGUUUGCCGCCGACGACACUGCUGCCCUCGCCUCGGCCCUUGGCCUCACCUUCGAUGCCCAACCCGUGUUUGGUGGACCGCGGCUCAAGCGCGGCGUGUUGGUCGUUAAUGAUGGGGUGGUAGAGUAUGUCGGUGUGGAGGAUAGUCCUGGUGAUAUCACCAUCUCUGCUGCUGAUAAAGUCAUUAAGCAACUUUAAGACGGCGUCACCUCGUUAGACUACUGAGAUGAACGGGAGAGAAAGGAUGUGUGAAUGUUCCGUCGCAUGUGCAAACAACGCGUUAACAGAAGAGAAAAAGAAGAGGGGAGAUGCAACAUGAUACUGCCUGCUUGUCUUUAUGGACCAGACAUGCUGUUCGGAAUCGAGUUUUUCUAUCCACAUGUGCCCGAUGGUUUGUUCAUCAAAGAUUGUUUUUCUGGGUGGCCUAUUGCGUUUUGGUUACGGACUAUGAAAGAAGAUGACUGUGCUGUUACGAUCAACCCCGCAAUUCUUCCUUUUGAGUAACACAGCGCACAGUGUGAAAACGAUUGGCCAAGUUUACAAUCACGUCUUUUGACUUGAAAAAUAUGACCAACCACUAUUGUUGAUUCGUUAUAAAAUAGUUGCAUUGAUUGAUGACUAUUUACAUAGAUGGUAUGUGAGAUAUAAUUUCCAACUUUAUUUGUCAACUAAGUCCCUAAUAUGAAGUAAUACA